Pygocentrus nattereri (red-bellied piranha) is the source of this 6981-nucleotide messenger RNA. RefSeq names its product glutamate receptor, ionotropic, N-methyl D-aspartate 2A, b (gene grin2ab). Gene Ontology annotation, biological process: synaptic transmission, glutamatergic; monoatomic ion transport; excitatory postsynaptic potential. NCBI's taxonomy places the organism in Eukaryota, Metazoa, Chordata, Actinopteri, Characiformes, Serrasalmidae. The record is from RefSeq and is a predicted model, not a curated record. Gene Ontology annotation, cellular component: postsynaptic membrane; NMDA selective glutamate receptor complex; postsynaptic density membrane. The coding region runs from base 893 to 5239 and encodes 1448 amino acids. Gene Ontology annotation, molecular function: NMDA glutamate receptor activity; transmitter-gated monoatomic ion channel activity involved in regulation of postsynaptic membrane potential. The transcript is spliced from 14 exons.
CUCUCUCCCUCUCUCUCUCUCUCUCUCUCUCUCUCUCUCUCCCUCUCUCUCUCUCUCUCUCUCUGUCAGUGUGUGAGUGUGUUCCGAGGGUCUCAUCCUGACGGAAUCCCCCCCAGAAGCGGCGCGCGGACCUGUAACGCUGCGGAACGCGCGCGACACUCCGCGGAGGAACCAGAAACCAGGACAAAAACACGGUUUACAGACUCCGUCUGCGCGGAUUCCUCCCAGCGACCCACACGUUUCUCUCACAAAUCGCCUCCUCUCCUCCUUUUCUCUUCAUUUUUCUCUCCUCCACUCCGGCUCGACAUGCUCGCGGUGAGCGCGCGAGGACACGGUGGAUUUACAGCGGCUCCCGCGUGGAGCGACGCGAGGAGGGACGAGGAGAAUGAAGGAGAGAAGAACGGAGGACAUUAACACCAGGUAAUGAGCGUGUCCUGUUGCAGGUGCUGCAGACACGGUUUAUGAACUGGACACAUUGGGACUAAAGACCGAUAAACAAGAGCUGAAGCUGACCGAUUGUGUUAGAUCUGCCACUGAGUCACUGGAGUACCACCGUGUCGAUAUCUGUAUGAGGGGGUCCAGUGAGCUCCAUGCAAUCCCCCCACCACCCUAGACAGGUCUCUCCAUUGCUUCACAAGCUCAAAAAGGUUCCGUUGACUUCUUUUCAGACCGACCUUCACCAGACGCUGACGCCUGAGGGGGGGGGGGAAGGCCAAAAACACUCUCAAAAGACAAAAACAAUGCGCCGAGGAAAGAGACCCCGCUGUCCAGAAGUGUGUGUGGAUGACAUGAGCACUCGGUCGCCGACUCUUCAGAAUGGCCCACGCCGAGAAAGGCGAGUUCUCUUCUCCACUCGCUCCUCGUGACACCAGAGGGGCUGAAGCCGAGAAUCAUGGGAGUUGUAGUCCAUUUGGUGGUGAUCAUCUGGGCUUCGCUUGGUUGGUCCAGGGCCGCAGAGAAGCCCCCAUCUUUGAGUGUGGCAGUGAUCCUGGGCCAGACACGGGCUGUGCCGGAAUCGGCUCUGCGCCCCGCCCGGGGUGUCGGCGCGCCCCUGGAUGUGAGCGUCCUAGGUGUGCAAAUGAACCAAACGGACCCAGGGAGCAUGCUGACACACCUGUGUGAGCUCAUGUCCCGGCAGAGACUGCACGGGCUGGUGUACGGCGACGGGACGGAUCAAGAGGCCGUCGCUCAGAUGCUGGACUUUGUCUCGUCUCAGACCUCCAUGCCCAUACUGGGCAUCCACGGUGGCUCCGCCAUGACUAUGGCUGAGAAGGAUACCAGCUCGUCCUUUUUCCAGUUCGGGGCCUCCCUCCAGCAGGAGGCGCUUCUCAUGCUGGCCGUGAUGGAGGAAUAUGACUGGCAUGUCUUCUCGGUGGUCACCACCAAGUUCCCAGGCUAUCAGGAGUUCAUCUCCACUAUACGUGUGACGGUGGACCACAGCUUCGUGCGAUGGGAUCUGCAGAGCGUGGUGACGCUGGAAGGCGUCGGCGAACCUGAAGACCGGGCACACGUGCAGCUCAAGCGCAUCCAGUCGCCCGUCAUCCUCCUAUACUGCUCCAAAGACGAAGCAGAGAUGGUGCUAGUCGAGGCCCGGUCGCUGGGGCUGACGGGGGCCAGCUACGUGUGGAUGGUCCCGAGUCUCACAACUGGUAACCCGGAGCGCACGCCCGAGGCCUUCCCUUCAGGGAUGAUUUCUGUUGCGUACGACGAGUGGGACUACCCACUGGAAACACGGGUGCGGGACGCAGUGGGAAUUCUCAGUUCGGCAGCAGCUGCUAUGUUUCGAGAGCAGGGUCGCAUUCCAGACGGAACAGUUAGCUGCUCCGGUCAAUUGGAGAAACCAGAGGUGCCCCCCAGUGCUCUGCGCAGAUAUAUGAUGGCUGUAAAUCUGGAGGGCAGGGAUCUAUCGUUCAUGGAUGACGGAUAUCAGAUGAACCCCAAACUGGUGGUUAUUGUACUUAACCCGGACGGAGAGUGGGAGAAGAUGGGUCGCUGGGAAAACCACUCAUUGAUUCUGAAGUUCCCUGUGUGGCCCCGCUACAACUCAUUUGGAGACACAGAAGCAGAUGACAACCAUCUAAGCAUUGUGACUUUGGAGGAGAGACCCUUCGUUAUUGUAGAUGACGUGGACAUUCUGACUGGGACCUGCAUGCGCAACUCAGUACCCUGCAGGAAACACAUCAAAGAUAACACUACGGGUGGCUCCUAUAUCAAGCAGUGCUGUAAGGGCUUCUGUAUAGAUAUCCUGAAGAAGAUUGCCAGGAAUGUAAAGUUCACUUAUGACCUUUACCUGGUAACCAACGGCAAGCACGGCAAAAAGAUCAAUAACGUGUGGAAUGGCAUGGUGGGGGAGGUGGUUUACAAAAAGGCUGUGAUGGCUGUUGGUUCGUUGACGAUAAAUGAGGAGAGGUCAGAGGUCAUUGACUUCUCAGUCCCAUUUGUAGAAACGGGCAUCAGUGUUAUGGUCUCCCGCAGCAAUGGAACAGUAUCCCCUUCUGCGUUUUUGGAACCUUUCAGUGCUUCAGUGUGGGUAAUGAUGUUUGUGAUGUUGCUCAUCGUCACCGCAAUUGCUGUCUUCCUGUUCGAGUUCAUCAGUCCACUGGGCUUCAACAGAAACCUAGCCCAGGGCAAAGACCCUCAUGGUCCAUCGUUCACCAUAGGCAAGGCCAUAUGGCUUCUUUGGGGUCUGGUCUUCAAUAACUCUGUGCCAGUACAGAACCCUAGAGGCACCACCAGUAAGUUUAUCGUGUCUGUUUGGGCCUUCUUUGCUGUGAUCUUCCUGGCCAGCUACACUGCAAACUUGGCUGCCUUCAUGAUCCAGGAGGAGUUUGUGGACCAGGUCACUGGUCUCAGUGACAGAAAAUUCCAGAGUCCAUAUUCCUUCUCACCACCGUUCCGGUUUGGUACAGUCCCAAAUGGCAGCACAGAGAGGAACAUCAGGAAAAACUACCCAGACAUGCACCAGUACAUGGUCAAGUACCACCAGACUGGAGUCCAAGAUGCACUAGUCAGCCUAAAGACUGGCAAACUGGAUGCAUUCAUAUAUGACGCAGCCGUGUUAAACUACAUGGCGGGGCGAGACGACGGCUGUAAGCUGGUAACUAUUGGCAGUGGCUAUAUCUUUGCCACCACUGGUUAUGGCAUAGCCCUUCAGAAAGGAUCCUAUUGGAAGCGUCUGGUUGACCUUGCCAUCCUUGGGAUCAUUGGAGAUGGUGAAAUGGAGGAGCUGGAGGCCCAGUGGCUGACGGGUAUCUGCCAUAAUGAGAAAAAUGAAGUGAUGAGCAGUCAGCUGGAUGUGGACAACAUGGCUGGCGUAUUUUACAUGCUGGCGGCUGCCAUGGCCCUGUCACUAAUCACCUUUGCCUGGGAGCACCUUUUCUACUGGCGACUCCGUUACUGUUUCACUGGUCUGUGCUCUGGGCGACCUGGACUCCUCUUCACUAUCAGCAGGGGUAUCUGGAGCUGUAUUCAUGGUGUUCACAUUGAGAUGAAAAAGUCUCCAGAGUUGAAUUUCAGUCCUCAGGCGAACAUGCUGCACUUACUGAAAUCUGCCAAAGAGAUUACCACCCUAGGGGUAACCUCUCCUAAACGACCUGUCUCCAGCCUUCUCCCUCACACCCCGGGCUUGCUGGAACUUAUGAACAAAGGCAAUAGCCUUGGUCCAAAAGACACUGUCUACAGCAAUGCCAGCACUAUGAUUGCCAAUCGGCACAAAGAGCCUCUCAACAACGUUCUUUUGCCUGGGCAGCGUGCUCUUAGCUUAGUUGAUGCACAGUCUGUUGAUGACAGCACAGUAGGUAGUAAUGACCCAGGGCGACCUCCUGCCUCCAAGUCCCGUGCACUCUGGAAGAAGUCGGUUGAAACACUACGACAGGGCCAAGGACCCACCGACAACUCCCCACCCCCCACUGCCCCACCCAUCGAGCCUCGUGCAACUAUGAAGAGCCAGCGAUACUUGCCAGAAGAUCCUCAAGCACGCUCUGACAUGUCUGAUUGUUCUGGCCGUGUCGACCUACAGAAGCAGCACAAGGUCAAAGAAACACUACGGAAACGCAACCGCCUGCCACGGGACCUAAGUGACGUGGAACUGUCAACACUGCGCAGCCAGGCCAGCCAACAGAGCAAUCACAGUGGCCAGAUCUACUCUCAGAGCAGUCAGGGCAGUCAGAUCUACACCAUUGACUCCAUUGACCAAGAUCACGGACUACACUACCCUGACAUAUUCAGCGAGCACAGGGACAACAAACAUCGCCCUCCCUCCUCCUCUGAGCAACAGCCAAUUCUGCAGCUGAACAGUAACCUGCUUACUCAGGUUCACGAGCCAGAUGUCAUGCAGACUGUCUCUGCUGCUGCUAAGGAGAAGAAGUACAACACAUAUGGCAAGCCUGGUGGGGUAGGAGUCAGUCCCGGUGGACCUAGUUCCAUACAGGACCACCGACAGACCCACUGCCGUAGCUGCCUGUCAAAGGUGUCAAGCUACUCUGGGCUUUAUACAGUGCGGUCUCCUCAGUACCGCUGUGAUGCCUGUCUGCACUCUGGCAACCUGUAUGACAUCAGCGAGGAUCAGUUCCUCCACCCUGAUGCAGGUGUCAGUAUCAUUCGGGGCGGGAGUGUAGAUAGGAAUUUCUCUGCUUUUCUGCCCCAGCCUGAUGCUUCCUUCACUGCUUAUCUUCCCCAGAAUGACCAAGAGGGUGAAGGGCUUAUCAGCCACUAUCAGAAUGAAGGUGUUAUCAUUCAUCGGCAGCAUUCCUAUGAGAACCUGCCCCAGAAGAAUUCCUCACGUCGGGUUAGCCUCCAGGACAGUGCUCCUUAUGCCAAUAUGCCCACUUCCACCCUGAUCCUAGACAAGCCCCCAAAGAGCCAGUCCACGCACCUUAACCACACACUUGCCGGAGUGGGUGUUAGUGGGCUUGGCAUUGGCCGGCGCAGCAAGUCAAUGUAUCCGGCCCGCCCGACGGAGAACCCUUUCUUGCAGACGCUCCGCGAUGACCAGCGUCUGGCUCACGGCCGCAGCUCCACGGACAUUUACAAACAGUUGGUGCCGCUCACAUUAGGUCAGGUCACUGAUGGCAAGGGGCUCGGCAUGGGGGUAGCAACUCCUGACCUCUUUUACCCCGAGCAUGUCAUGCCUUAUGUAGCCCCUCCCCCAAUUGGAACAUACCCAACCCCCAGAGCAAUGAGUGCAGGUGGUGCCCGGCGUGUCUACAAGAGGAUGCCCAGCAUUGAGUCCGAUGUCUGAAGGACUGAGAGAAAGAGACUGAGAGACAGUGAGACUGACUCCAAGAAGGAUGCCUUACGCAAAAGCACGGGACGUUCCAUGUGGAUAUGGAUUAAUAUUGAGACAGCUUACUGGAUAGUGAAGCUUUACAUCUAGGCGGGAAUAAAAAGUUGGAAUAUAUUUUGUUCCCUGCUCUUGGACAAAUCUCUCAAAGUUCAACAUUACAUCAGGUCCUCCCCUCUAGUUGAGCGGCAGCUCUGUGUCUUCCACAUAAACACCGAAGACGGCAGCACAUGCAGUCCGGACAUUGACAUGCCGUAGAGAGGAAGUGCGACAAAAGCUGCUGGAAAUCGCGGGGCAGCUCCAAAGAGUUUCCCUCUUCACACCAACAAACGAGCAACCAAAAAAAAUCCCAUGCACAGAUGACCACACCCACACUCACGCAAACAAAUGAAGUAAAAUUUGUGCAUAUGAUACACAAACACAACUGAAACAACAGAAGUCCAAAUAACACACACACACACACACACACACACACACACACACACACACACACACACACACACACAGUAUAUCUAAGAUGCACAGAAACACUUGCUCAAGUCCAAACCGAAAAGAAGCGCUGCAAAGUUCGUAAACAAAAAUUCUAAUAGAUUAUAAAAGCUUUGUAAAAGUCAAACCGAGGGAAGAAAAUAACUCCACACGAAGCGAAUAUGAUUAGCAGAAAUCACUGAUAGUGCAAAACUUGACAAAACGUACCUAAAUGAGACGUCUCAGUCUAUUUUUGACCGUAUAACAGGAGGAACUCUUGGUGUAUUUGGGGAAGGACACCACUUAGCUUAGAAUCACGUUUUAAGGUCAAGGUUAAGAACUUUAUUGUCCUCCUCCUCCUCCUCCUCCUCUUCCUCCUACCUUACCUUACCUGCAUGCCAAACAUAAGCAGGAAGACACCGUUCUUCUCUGAGCCACCAGUGUUGGGCACACAACAAUGACACAUGACUUCUAAAUUUUAUUAGAUUGAGGUUAUUUCUAUAGUUGUCUAGAGAAAACAUGUGAGACGAGUCAUUUUUACACAGUUUUAUACACUGCCAAAUAUCUGACCAAGUGGUGUGCAGAGCAUGGAUAUCGUUAUGGUAUAAGAAUACAGAAAGCAAGGAAGACGCAAAAAAAGGGAGAAAGAUUCAGAAGCGGAGAGCUAUGGAGAGAACUAUGCUUUAAUGGUUACAUGACGCAAAGGGACUUGGGAAAGAAACUGUAAUCUGAGAGCCCAUACAAACAAAUGAUGUCACACAUUGCACUGCAGGACCACAGAUAUAAGAACUUCCUGUUUGCCUCCAAUGCACAAACACACCACUUCCUGCAGAAUUAAACCACACGCCCAUACUUCACUACUAUCUUUUGGUUGUUUUCGAAUAUAAUGGUCGUUCCAGCGAUAUGCACAAUAUCAGGUUGCAAUAUAAUAUUUAUGUAUGAAAUUUCCUAGUUUUAAUAUGUUUUAUUAUUAGUUCACUUAAUUUAUGAAUUGUAAUACAUGUAAAAUUAAUUUAUAAAUGUGAUUUAAUUGCAUAUGUAUAAAAAAAAAAGUUAACAGCAUGUUAAUCUUCUCUAUGGUCAGACUUUCAGAAUUGUUAUUUUUAAUUUUUGAUGUGAAUGGGAGUAAAUGUUUACAGUGAAUAUGGAAAUAUGGAUCAUCUCAAAUGUGAUUUUGAUUGUCAUUUGAAUACAAGCAUAAAAGUGUCAUAUGGCGAAAAUGUCAAACUGGA